CCGGGGGUGCUCGCCAUGGCGCGCACGCUCCUUCAGCAGUACCUGGACAUCCAUGGCACCGAGUGCCACCGCAAGACCUACGCCAGCACCGCCGUCAGCGGCGCCGCUGGCCUGGUCUUCUCUGCCUACAGUGUCACGCUUCAGCCCCCAGACUCUUUCCUGGAGGGAGUGGCGAGGACAGGGCGAUACACCUUCACUGCAGCCGCCAUCGGUGCUAUAUUUGGCCUCACCUCCUGCAUCAGCGCCCAGGUCCGAGAGAAGCCCGAUGACCCUCUGAACUACUUCAUCGGAGGCUGCGCCGGAGGCCUGACCCUGGGAGCACGCACUCACAGCUACGGGAUCGGAGCCGCCGCCUGCGCGUACAUGGGCAUGAUGGCCGCGCUGCUCAAGAUGGGCCAGCUGGAGGGCUGGAAGGUGUUUGCGCCGCCCAAGGUGUGAGUCCCGCCGCCUCCCGGCUCUUCGGGAAGGCUCACAUGUGACUAAAAAUAAAUUAUGUGGAUACUUGUU
Messenger RNA from Nyctereutes procyonoides (raccoon dog), 507 nucleotides. RefSeq names its product NADH:ubiquinone oxidoreductase subunit A11 (gene NDUFA11). The record is from RefSeq and is a predicted model, not a curated record. Gene Ontology annotation, biological process: mitochondrial respiratory chain complex I assembly. Lineage: Eukaryota; Metazoa; Chordata; Mammalia; Carnivora; Canidae.